UCAUAUAGGCUAAUAUCAGGAUAGGCCAACCAACAUAUCAACAUGGAUAAGUUCCGUAUGAUGGCCCAGAUUCUCCAGUCCAACCAAGAGUCUUUUAUGAAUGGUAUUUGUGGCGUCAUGGCCCUGGCGAGCGCUCAGCUCUACACGUCUUUUGAAUUCAACUGUCCCUGUAUCCCUGAAUACAACUACUCGUAUGGGAUCAGUAUGCUAGUUAUUCCACCUAUAUGGUUCUUCCUUUUGGGUUUUUUCUUCCUUGUACUAAACAACAAUGUCUCGAUGCUGGCGGAGGAGUGGAAACGGCCAGUGGGACAGCGGGGACAGCGGAGUGCGGUCAUGCGCUACAUGUGUGUGUCCAUAUCCCAGCGAUCGCUCAUCGCGCCAGCCGUUUGGAUCUCAGUGACUCUAAUGGAUGGUAAAAGCUUCCUGUGUGCCUACAGUAUGGACCUGGAUAUGUCCGAAUUUGGCAAGAAUGUAAGUGGACACGGACUGUCUCAAGAGGACCUCUUACGAACACUGGCCAAAAUACCAUGCAAGCAUAUAUAUGAUGGCCAGCACAUCCUAUCGAGAGAGGCCGCCACCAGAUACAUACGCUGUAUUUCACAGGUAAGAUGAUCUGCUUACUG
Messenger RNA from Sinocyclocheilus anshuiensis, 623 nucleotides. Its product is annotated as calcium homeostasis modulator protein 1-like. Gene Ontology annotation, molecular function: monoatomic cation channel activity. Gene Ontology annotation, cellular component: plasma membrane. The record is from RefSeq and is a predicted model, not a curated record. The coding region runs from base 43 to 612 and encodes 189 amino acids. The transcript has 2 exons. NCBI's taxonomy places the organism in Eukaryota, Metazoa, Chordata, Actinopteri, Cypriniformes, Cyprinidae.